Messenger RNA from Tribolium madens (black flour beetle), 1574 nucleotides. RefSeq names its product juvenile hormone epoxide hydrolase 1-like (gene Tcjheh-r5). Gene Ontology annotation, molecular function: epoxide hydrolase activity. Gene Ontology annotation, biological process: epoxide metabolic process. Bases 151 to 1521 code for a protein of 456 amino acids. The transcript is spliced from 3 exons. NCBI's taxonomy places the organism in Eukaryota, Metazoa, Arthropoda, Insecta, Coleoptera, Tenebrionidae. The record is from RefSeq and is a predicted model, not a curated record.
AGGUAUGUUUCACAAAUGCAGCUAUCAUUUUGUAUUUAUGCUUUAAAAUACUUUUAAAAGUCGGAGUCAUAGUUCAAACUUCAGUAUUGUGUUAUCGUUCCAAGCGGUGCGGUCUCAUCGUUUGUACAGCCGGCAGUCGACGUGUGAAACAUGGGCCUAAUUUUAAAACUAGUUUUUGUGAUUGGAACAGUUUUAAUAGCUUACCAAGUCAGCAAAUUAUUUGAAACCCCACCUUUUCCAAAAAUAGAAAACACUUGGUGGGGCCCCCGCGACCCAUCGAAAGAAGACACAUCAAUUAAGCCUUUUAAAAUCAAUGUCUCUGACGAGGUUCUCAAGGACCUUCAGCAUCGCUUAGCCAACGCGCGCCCAUUCGUGCCCCCACUAGAAGGGGCCCAGCAGCACUACGGCAUCAACACCAAACUUUUGAGUAAAAUCGUCGAACACUGGAGGACCAAAUACAAUUGGAGAGAACGCGAAAAGUUCCUCAAUCAGUAUCCUCAAUUUACGGUCAGCGUCCAAGGACUGCGACUCCACUACAUUCACGUCAAACCCGCUAAUCCUGGAAAACUCAAAGUCGUUCCUCUUCUUCUCCUCCAUGGAUGGCCCGGAUCUGUCCGAGAAUUCUACGACAUAAUCCCGCUUUUGACAAAACCCAGACAGGGCCACGAUUUCGUCUUCGAAGUCAUUAUCCCAUCUCUCCCCGGUUAUGGAUUUUCGGAAGCAGCUGUUCGUCCGGGUCUAGGUCCAAUUGAAAUGUCCGUCGUUUUUAAAAACCUCAUGAGACGGAUUGGUUUUGAGAAAUUUUACAUUCAAGGGGGCGACUGGGGUGCUCUUAUUGUCCAAAACAUGGCCACUUUAUUCCCAGAACAUGUUCUCGGAGUUCAUUCCAAUAUGUGUUUUGUUAAUACUCCUUUAUCUAACUUGAAACUGUUUUUGGGUAGUCUUUACCCUCGUCUAAUCGUAUCAAAGGAGAUGGAGCAUACUAUUUACCCCUUGUCAACUUUUUAUUCAAAUAUGUUGCUGGAAAUGGGGUACAUGCAUUUGCAAGCCACCAAACCCGAUACCGUGGGGGUGGCUUUAAAUGAUUCUCCGGUAGGUCUGGCGGCUUAUAUUUUGGAAAAGUUUACUACUUGGACUAAUCCUGAAUGGAAAAAUUUAGAAGACGGGGGAUUAACAAAGAAAUACAACUAUAACGACCUUUUGGAUAAUGUUAUGAUCUACUGGGUCACUAACUCUAUAACAACCUCAGUGCGACUUUACUCUGAAGCUUUCAAUAAAGCUCAAAUGAGUCUAGGAGUCGAAAGAAUUCCGGUAAAAGUACCUAGUGCUUGUGCAGUAUUUCCCAAUGAAAUUGCCCACCAGCCGCCUCCGCUUUUGAGUGAGAAAUACCAUAAUCUGGUCCAUUACAGUGAAAAGUCUGAUGGUGGACAUUUUGCUGCUUUUGAAGUACCGAAGAUAUUAGCCGAAGAUAUUUUUGUUGGUGUUGAGAAAAUAAUUGCUGCUAAUUUACCAAAGAAAUAAUUUGUAUAUUUACCUUUUUUGUUAUCUUUUUUAUAAAAGGGUGUUGUGGAAAA